Molecule: messenger RNA, 7077 nt
Organism: Pangasianodon hypophthalmus (striped catfish)
Lineage: Eukaryota; Metazoa; Chordata; Actinopteri; Siluriformes; Pangasiidae
Gene: cemip2
Product: cell migration inducing hyaluronidase 2
Exons: 24
Coding region: 245-4354 (1369 amino acids)
Source: RefSeq, a predicted model, not a curated record
UGCUGUUGGUUCAUUUCCUCUCUGACUUGGCGCAGAGACGCUGCUAAAGGGGGAUUAAAUUACCCGAAAAAAAAAACAAACAUGUAUCCAAAAUUAUAUAUAUAAAAAAAGAGAAGUGUAAGUCACAUUGAAGAGUUUUUUUUUUUGUUUGUUUUUCAUUUUGUUUUUGUUUCCAAGAGGCCUGCGAAUGGCGAGCGCGAGCGCGGAGUGAGUCUCGCGGAAGAAAGUGCCAUCAGGCUGCACCAUGCAGGGGAACAGAGGCCCCGGCCGUCUUCCCCAAUUAGUGACUCCAUCCAAUGGAUCAACGCCUUACACCAUGACCCGGGUGGUACCUGUGAGAUCUCCGCCCCCUGUCAAAGCCCUGCCUCCACCACCAGCACGUCCAAAACCGUUGGCUCCGCCGCCAGCACGACCGCCUUCCGUUCGCCUCCCGGAGGUCCACAACCGGCGGCGGAUGAAACCCACAUGCAUCUUCACCGGCCUCUGCUUCGGCACGUUCUUCCUCGUGCUCAUCCUCGUCCUCAGUCUGAGCCCCAGGGAAGUCCUCGAUGAGAACUGUCCCGACCACAACCUGACGCUGAGUAACUGGAACCCGGGACAAAACCCAAAAAAGGCUGUGGUGGUGCAUAAUGGACAACGGUUCAAACUGAUUGCAUCAGCCACCCUCUACUCUCUCACCAUCCAAUCAGGAGGGUUGGUGGUGUUUGCUGAUAAUAAGGAAGGUUCGAACAACAUUACCCUACGAGCACGCUUCAUUUUAAUUGAAGAGGGAGGCGCUCUUCACAUCGGUGCCCCAAAGUGUCGCUAUCGUUCUCACGCAACCAUCACGCUAGUGGGCCGCUCGGAUGAUGCCUCCGUUUCUCCCCUGCCCGAUUUCGGACGCAAGUUUGUGGGCGUGCGUCCCGGCGGCACUCUGGAGCUCCACGGCGUGCAGCGGCCGUCCUGGACUCUCCUGACACGCACCGUGCCUGCCACAGGCCUGGCAGCGGGCAGCUACGCCUUCCAGAAGAACUUCAGCCGGGGGAUCAACCUUCGCGUGGUGGACCAGGACACGGGCGCUUUGCUAAGCACCGAACGCUUCGACACACACGACUCGCAGAACGACAGCAGGAAGCUGACCCAGAUGCUGCGGUCGCUGCCACACGGGCGCAUCGUCUCUCUCGCUGUGGGCGACUCGGCCGCCAAGAACCUCCUGGAAGAGACCAAGAGGACCAUCCAGGAGCUUCUGGGCAGCCACUACGUUCAUGAGCUCAAAUACAGGCAGGCGUGGGCACUGGUGUCUGUGGUCGGUGGAGGAAACGGUUCAUGCGCAGAGGACGUACGCGAACACGAGAACCACGACACGGGGGGAAAGGCGCUGGCUCGUCGAGAGUUUGUCACCGUGGACGGCGUGCGAUUCUUUGUGUCCGCCUGCAGCGAGUGGCGGAACGGUUUCCCCAUAUCAGGAUUCCAGGUGGACGUGGUGGACCAGGUGAUCCUGAACGUGCAGGACGACGUGAGCAGCUGGAGGCCAGGAGACAGGAUCGUGGUUGCCAGUACCGAUUAUUCCAUGCACCAGGCCGAAGAGUUCACACUGCUGCCCUGCCCCCACUGCACCAAAACACAGCUCCGGAUACAAGGGAAGCCUCAGUACACUCACAUGGGCGAGAUCGUGGACGGCGUGGACAUGCGCGCCGAGGUGGCUCUGCUCUCCAGGAACAUCCUCAUCCACGGAGAGAUGGAGAAGUCUUGCUACGGCAACAACUGGUGUCAGUACUACACCCACGACACCUUCGGAGGACACAUCAAGAUCCUGGGAAAUUUCUCCUCAGUGCACAUGUCGCAGGUGGAGCUGAAGCACAUGGGACAGCAGGCGGAGAGAGACAGCCACCCAGUCCACUUCCACAUGUGCGGUGACGUGGACGAGGACCGCGCCUACCUGGACUCGCUCUCCAUCCACCACUCGUUCUCCCGCUGCGUCUCCAUCCACGCCACCAACGGCCUGCUGGUAAGGGACACAGUGGGAUACGACACGCUGGGUCACUGUUUCUUCCUGGCGGACGGAAUCGAGCAGAGGAACACGUUUUAUCAUAACCUGGGAUUAGUGACGAGGCCGGGGACCAUCCUGCCCACGGAGCGCAACGACACCAUGUGCACCAAAAUACGAGACCGAGUGCACGGAGGAUACACACCAUCACCGGCCACUGAGUGCAAGGCCGUGUCGACGUUUUGGAUCGCCAACCCAAACAACAAUCUGAUCAGCAACGCAGCCGCUGGCUCACAGGACGCAGGAAUUUGGUACAUCUUUCACAAUUCCUCAACAGGAGAUUCUCAUGGGCUCGUACCUGAGACCAAAGCUGAACUCACUCCGCUGGGGAUUUUCUACAACAACCGAGUUCAUUCCAACUUCAAGGCGGGUCUUUUUAUCGACAAGGGAGUGAAGACGAGCAACGCCAGCGCUGCGGAUCCUCGCGAGUACCUCUGCCUCGACAACAACGCCAGGUUUCGUCCCCAUGAGAACUCGGACCCGACCAGGCCGCGCGUGGCCGCUCUCAUCGACACGCUGAUCACCUUUAAGAACAACGACCUCGGCGCCUGGAUCCGUGGCGGUGACAUCAUCAUAAGGAACUCUGGAUUUGCAGACAAUGGUGUCGGACUGUCAUUUGCAAGUGAUGGCAGUUACCCUAAAGACGUGGGCUCCAGUCAGGAGGUGUCCGAGUCUCUGUUUGUGGGCGAGAGCAGGAACCGCGGCACCAACGGAGGACAGAAUAAAUACUGGGGUGCCGGAGGAGUGGACGGCAAUCGGACGCUGCCCCGAAACAAAACGUUCCCUAUCCGUGGGUUUCAGAUCUAUGACGGACCCUUGAGGCUGAUGAGGAGCACGUUCAGGUCAUACACACCGACUCCGGAGCGCUUCACCAGUGCCGUGGGCUUCAGCCUGAAAAACGCCUGGCAGCUCACGCCGAGGAACAACCUGUCCUCACUGUCCUUCCAGCCCAGCGUAUCCCUUAGGGCGUUUUUUGGCCGUCCUGGUCAGUGGUUCGAGGACAACGACUUAGACGGAGACAAAAACUCAAUCUUUCACGACCUGGAUGGCUCAGUGAGUGGCUACCCCGACACGUACGUGGUGAGAUCGGACAACUUCCUGCUCCACCACCGUGACUGCGUGAAGGUGCCGCAGUGGAAUGGGUGUAUCUGCAGCGGCCGCUACGCUCAGGUGUACGUAAAGACGCAAGGCGUGCCUAACCUGAGCCUGUCAAUCAUCAGGGAUGAGUAUCCUGAUAAGCCGUUGGUGUUGAGGGGCAUUAACAGCCAGACAGCACUCUCACAGCAGUACCAGCCCGUUCUGAUGCUGAGCAAGAGCUACACGCUGCACUGGAACGGCCAGGCACCCAAAGAAAUCGUCCUCUUACUCGCCAACUUUGACCCAGGCGACUGGGCACUCUUUGGCCUCUGCUACCCUUCAGACACGGUUUUCCAGGUGAUGUCAGACAUUUACGACCGUCAGAACAACGUGUUCGAUGGCAUGGAGGACUACGGCUCCGUCUCCUCUCUGGCUGAACUGGAAAAGCGCCAACAGGACAGGAAGUACUUUUUCGACCGGGACACUGGCUUGCUGUGGUUGUACACUCGAGCACGGCAUCCCCGUAACGGCCACAGUUACUGCUCUACCCGAGGCUGUGAACGGGUGAAGAUCACCGCCACCACGAGCACCAAACAAACGUGUAACUGCACCGCUGCUGCCUACCCCAAGUACACCAAGGAGCCCAGAGCGCCAGUGCCCAUGCCUGCGCCUGUCACACAACCCUGCAACAAAUGCGGGGCCUCGAAGCUGGUCUUCUCCAGCGACCCGUGGAACAGCUACCUCCAAACACAGAUCAAAUCCCUCAGUGUCGCCGAUGAGCAGAAAAACGACACGCAAGCCUUCAUCACUGUAAACACCAAACAAUUUAACCUCAGUAAAACCGGCUUCCUCGCUGUCACCGUAGACGCCUGCACUGGCAAAGUCAUCAAGAAUUUGUUUUUUCUAAAGCGGGACUCCAAAAUGGAGCAGUACUUCAAGGCUGAAAUUCCAGCACGGUCGAUUGUCCUGCUGGCUUCAAGAGGACAACCUGAUGGCUUUGCCGGUGUUGCGCAGUAUCUCGUCCCCCUGGGAGCAGCCAAAGUGGCAGACCUGCAGGGGAAAGGGAGUCUGUCGUUUUUUGGCUUCCAGGGAGCAUCAUCGCCUCCACCAUGGGUCUCCCUCCUGGUGAACCAGGGUCAAGAGGUCGUGGAAAAAUAUAUCCCUCUCUCCCUAGAUGAAUAUUCGUGCACUCCAGGCACGGAGCCACCACAAAGGAAAGAUCUAGACCUGCUGAGGAAAGCUCUGAGUUAAGACCUUACAAUGUGAACACGAAAGGCCAAAGACUGAAUGUGAAUUUAUGAACUUUAUUUAUUUAUAGCGAACAAAACACCUUUGGGGGGGGUAUUUUAUAGAGUACACUGUGUGUUCGUGUGUGGGAGUGAGAGCGUGUGUGUUUUGUCUCGCUGUUGUCCUACGUUUGUAUUUUGUCCCUAGUCCAUGGCACCAAGUGUUGCACUUUCAGGAAAUUCAACUAAACUGUCAGCAGGAAGGAAUGAAAUCAAACUGUACAGCAAACGUAUGAAAAAAAUCACAUCUGAAUGCUUAAGGAAGGAGCGUAAAUGCUGAAGCUGAAAUAUUUCAACAGUCGAAAACAGGUGGAAAAACAGUUAAAUCGGCAAAAGAAGUAGAAAAACAAACGCUUCAUGAGCCUAAACAUGUGUAAAGCAAACCCUUGCACAGUAGACACAAGAAGGAAACACACACUUAAGCAUCCAAACAAACAAAACCAACCAAAACAAGUGGAAAAGCAAACACCUAACCAGACAAAACGCGGUUAAAGCAAACACUUGUGCAGUAGAAACAAGCUGGAAACAAACACUUAACCAGUUAGAACUCAUUAAAAGAGAGUAUGGAGCCAGUCAGUUCCAGUGAUUUAAGGUAGGUUUCAGUUGAGUCUAGCCUCAAACCUGCUUUUAAGAACGUCUUGAACACUAGAACACAUGGAAAACAUCCAAACCAGACGUCCUGGUCGUUAUCUUCUAGUGUUUAAAGAGUGUCGUGUCUGUGGCUGGACCGUGUAAUUCCCAUUAUGGAGUGCGAGUGGGCUUCGAUUUUUUUCACUCUGAGAAAUGGCUUCAACAUGGUUUCCAAAUGUGAGAUUAAAGUGAUCGAGGAAUAGGAAUAAAGUUCGCAGUGUUAUCUGCAACAUGCAGCUAGAGAUUGUAUUUAUUUAGCGCAGUAAUCACCAACACUGUUCCUGCAGAUCUGCCUUCUUACAGAAUUCCCUCAUCCAACACUGCAGUAGAUCCGAGUCCUGCUGCUCAUGCAAAUCAGAGUGCCGGAUUACUGUAACUGUAUUGAGUUUUCUGUUAGAACUGCGACUCCCGUUUUGACCUGAACCUGUGAUCAGUGUGGCUCAGUGAUGGGCUGAUGAGAAUGAUCUAGAGCCCUGGAAAGGUCAUUUAAAAAAAAGUUCAGCUUACAGUAAUAACACUAGAGGCGAUGGCACUGUGUCUCACACCCCCAUGAUAACAUUUUAAUUAAAGAUGCCGGUCCAUAGUGGAGAAUUAUGAACUCAUUCUGCUUAAACUGAGCUGUAAGCUGUUGAAUUUUUCACUAAAUCAUUGGCACGAGAGCCACAUUCUGAGAACAGGACGCAUGUUAUCAGGAGCAGGUUGUGUAUGUUCGGAAACGCGUAUGAACGUAGAUCUCUUGCACCGGUGCUGGUGACUAGUUUAGCCGAGUGUUGAUUUAUAUAGAGCUGUCUUACUAAAGGCUAAUUAGCUAGCAGGCUGUUACUAAUGCUCACUCGUGAUGAGUGACGACUUCGUGACGCAGUAUUUGUUCAACUGGAUUUGAAUAAUAACUCAAACACUAGUGUUUUGGCUUAUAGCCUUAAACUCUACUCUGCACACAACCCCAUCUGCCUAAAAGUCAUUACUGUAUCCAUACCUGGCGUUUCUUCAGUGUGAGAUUCAGUCAUCUUUCUUGUUUUCUACAUUUUAUUUAUUAUUCUGUAUGUCAUUUCUCGUCAGUACAAUACAGUACUGUUAAAGGAUUGCUGCUCAAAAAACGUUUACACACCUAAUGUACCGUUUCAGAGUAGGCAAGUGCUGAUAAAAAUUCGUAUCCUGAUCGUUGCCAAAGGUUUUCAUUUCACAAUAUCGUUCAUCUGUUUUGUAUUUUAAAAAAAAAAAACAACAUUUUUAUAGAAUUCUCAUCCAGUGUGCAGUAUUAAUGGGAAAUGCUGACUUUACAUUAGUGCCAAAUUAAGGAAUUUUAGAAGAAAAAAAUUCUCCAGAAUGACGAUAUAUUAACUCUCUCUGUAUCCAAGUUGUGGAACGGCUACGAAACUAAUUAGUUCCUGUUCUCACGUACGUUAUACCAGCUUCAAACAGUCGUUUCCUCACCAGCCUCUCUUUUUUUUUUUUUUCCCUCUCUCUUGAAGUUGAGAGAGGAAAAAAAAAACAGCUUAUCAUGUUUCUGAGAAACCACAAAGUGCAAACUUGUGGGAAAACUUAGUUACAGCUUUACCUCCGUGCUGGCACUGGAGACUCCUUAACUCCUUAACACAAAACUUCAACCUAGCAACAAUUGCACAUUUUCUUUGUUAAAUAACAGAUAUAAAGUGCAUCUAGCACUUUAUACAACCCAGAUUUUCAUAUUAAACGUACUUUUACAGUGUCUAACAACAAACACAUCGCCCUGUUUUCUGUGUUCCUUUUAUAGUAAAUGAAAUGCCAAAUUGUCUGUUUUGCGUUAAAGGAAAUUGCCUGUUUGUUAACCACUGUAUUGUUAAAAAUAGAUUUAUGAUAGAAGUUGUUGUAAUAAGGUGUUUUUUGUUUUUUUUUUUUGGUUGGUGUUUUUCAGUGGGCUAAAGAAGCUUGCAACAUGUUCGAGGGCUUGUUAUAGUAUACAAGUGCCUUUUGCCUUUUUCAAGUAUUAUUUUAUAUAUGUUCAAAUGCUAAGCUUCUGUUUUCUAUAGUAUUGCUUUUGUGCUGAAAUUUUGAUAAAACAUUUAUACGUUCUCAUGA